Babesia microti strain RI is the source of this 360-nucleotide messenger RNA. RefSeq names its product glycine cleavage system H protein. The transcript has a single exon. The record is from RefSeq and is a predicted model, not a curated record. Gene Ontology annotation, biological process: protein lipoylation; glycine decarboxylation via glycine cleavage system. Bases 1 to 360 code for a protein of 119 amino acids. Lineage: Eukaryota; Apicomplexa; Aconoidasida; Piroplasmida; Babesiidae. Gene Ontology annotation, cellular component: mitochondrion; glycine cleavage complex; cytoplasm.
AUGUCUAUUCGGGGCUUAUGCCCUUUAAUAAGGUCAUUUUCCACACUUACCAGGUACUAUGACCAAGUCUACCUAGUACGCCUAGACAAUUCCCGAUACAAAUUGGGAUUAUUAGCCGAUAAAAGUAAAUGGGAGAAUGUAGUAUACAUAAAUUUGCCAAAACACGGUGAAAGAAUUGGCAAGGGGGAAAAUAUCGCAUCAGUAGAAUGCGACAAGACAGUAUUUGACAUAGAAUCCCCAGUAAAUGCUAAAGUGAUCGCACAUAACGAGAAAGUACUGAGGGACAACAAUUUGCUGGAAAAUGAUCCGGAGGGGGAAGGCUGGCUAAUGGAGGUAGAAGUUGCAAAAGAUGAUAUUUAA